Molecule: messenger RNA, 3819 nt
Organism: Adineta steineri
Lineage: Eukaryota; Metazoa; Rotifera; Eurotatoria; Adinetida; Adinetidae
Source: the annotation of a GenBank genome assembly
AUGUUUGCACUCAAUGGUAAUAAAUCCAUUUGGGUACGUGAUAGUGAACAUGGAUUUCUUCUUGGUAAAAUAAGUGAUAUUGGUUCAGAUAAUCUUACUGUACAACUAAUUGAUAAUAGAAAGACAUUAGUUGUAUUGUAUGAUUCGGUAUUUCAAACAGAAGAAUAUGAUAAAGAUGUUGAUGAUAAUUGUGCUCUUAUGUAUCUCAAUGAAGCAACUCUAUUGAAUAAUGUUCGUCGUCGUUAUAAGGCAGAUCGGAUUUAUACUUAUGUUGCAAAUAUUUUAAUUGCAAUUAAUCCUUAUAAAGAAUUGUCUGGUCUUUAUUCUAAUGAGACAAUUAAACGUUAUAAUGGAAAAUCACUGGGUACAAUGCCACCACAUGUUUAUGCAAUUGGUGACAAAGCCUAUCGCGAUAUGCGAACUGUUAAACAAAGUCAAUCGAUAGUCAUAUCAGGCGAAUCAGGAGCUGGAAAAACUGAAUCAGCUAAAUAUGUUUUACAAUAUUUAACGGAAUCAUAUGGUGCACAUAAUGGUCAAAUUGAAGAUCGUAUAAAUAAAUCUAAUCCAUUAUUAGAAGCAUUUGGCAAUGCUAAAACAACUCGAAAUAAUAAUUCCAGUCGUUUUGGUAAAUUUAUUGAAGUUCAUUUUAAUGAUAAACAUCAUGUUGUUGGUGGUUAUAUAUCACAUUAUCUACUUGAAAAAUCCCGUAUAUGUGUUCAAUCAAAAGAUGAACGAAAUUAUCAUAUAUUUUAUCGUUUAUGUGCUGGUGCAUCGGAAAAUAUUCGUAGUGCAUUACGACUUACAUCACCAGAUAGUUUUCAUUAUCUUAAUCGUGGUUGUACACAAUAUUUUUGUAAUAAUCAAACAGAAAAGGCUUUGCCAAAAAAUCGUCGAAGUCAAGACUUUGUAUCUAAAGGUGCAUUACGUGAUCCACAAUUAGAUGAUGUGAAUGAUUUUAAUCAAUGUGAUCAGUCAAUGACUCAAAUGGGUUUAACUGAACAAAAUAAAUUAGAUAUUUAUAGUACUGUUGCAGCUGUUUUACAUCUUGGAAAUAUUAAUUUUGAAGAUGAUCCCGAAAGUACAAAAGGUGGUUGUAGAAUAUCAUACAAAACUGAACAAUCUUUAAUUACAACAGCUGAAAUGCUUGGAUUAGAUCAGCGUGAUUUACGUAAUGCAUUAGUAACAAGAAUUUUAAUGACAAAAACAACGAGUAGUAGUAAAGGAACUGUUAUACCUGUUCCAUUGAAAGUUCAUGAAGCUCAAAAUGCACGUGAUGCAUUAGCAAAAUCGAUUUAUGUUCGAUUAUUUGAGCAAAUUGUUAUUUUUAUUAAUAAAUCAAUACCAUUUAGUUCAUCGCAAUCAUAUAUUGGCAUUCUUGAUAUUGCUGGUUUUGAAUAUUUUCCUGUAAAUUCAUUUGAACAAUUUUGUAUUAAUUAUUGUAAUGAAAAAUUACAACAAUUUUUUAAUGAACGUAUACUUAAAGAAGAACAAUUAUUAUAUGAUAAAGAAGGUCUUGGUUUAAAAAAAAUUAAUUAUAUUGAUAAUCAAGAUUGCAUUGAUUUAAUCGAAGCAAAAACAACAGGUUGUUUCGAUUUAUUAGAUGAAGAAAGUAAAUUACCGACUCCAAGACCUGAACAUUUUACAACAGAAGUACAUAAUCGUAAUAAAGGUCAUCCAAGACUUGAUUUUCCAAGAAAAUCUAAAUUACGUUCAGCACGUGAAAUUCGUGAUGAUGAAGGAUUUUUAGUUCAACAUUUUGCUGGUAGUGUGGUUUAUUCAACAGCACAAUUUAUUGAAAAAAAUAAUGAUGCAUUACACGCAUCACUUCUUAUUCUUGUUCAAGAAUGUAAAAAUGCAUUUAUUAAAAAUUUAUUUCCAAAAGCACCUGAACGUGAACAAUCAGCGGGAAGAUUAAAUUUUAGUUCUGUUGGGUCAAAAUUUCGUUCACAAUUAGCUGAUCUUAUGUUUAAAUUACGCAGUACUGGCAUUAGUUUCAUUCGUUGUAUCAAACCAAAUCUUAAAAUGGUUCCAAAUCUAUUCGAAGGUGGUCAAAUUCUAAAUCAAUUACAAUGUAGUGGUAUGGUAUCCGUAUUGGAUUUAAUGCAACAAGGUUUUCCAUCUCGUACACAAUUUUCUGAUUUAUAUUCAAUGUAUAAAUCAUAUUUACCAAGAGAAUUAGCUCGACUUGAUCCACGUCUUUUUUGUAAAGCUUUAUUUAAAGCAUUGAAUCUUCGUGAUUCGGAUUUUAAAUUUGGUUUAACAAAAGUUUUUUUUCGUCCGGGAAAAUUUGCUGAAUUUGAUGAACUUAUGAAAUCUGAUCCGAAAAGUUUAGCUGCACUUAUAGCAAAAGUUAAAAAAUGGCUUUUAUGGACACGAUGGAAAAAAGCACAAUGGUGUGUUUUAUCAGUUAUUAAACUUAAAAAUAAAAUUUUAUAUCGACGUCAAUGUUUAAUCGAUAUUCAAAGUCAUAUUCGUAUGCGUUUAGUUUAUAAACGUUAUGCACCACGAAUUCGUGGUUUAGUUAAAGUUAAAGCAUUACAUGAACAAGCUGCAUCUAUGGAAAAAAUUGCUGGACAAAUGAAAGCUAAUAAAGAACAAGUACAUAAACAAGUACAGCAAUUAAGACAAAGAAUCGACCAAUUGAUUAAUGAUAUUACAAAUACAUCUAUGACAUCAGUACAAAUUGAUAAUGCAUAUAAUGAUCUUGUUACUUCAAUUGACCGUGAAUUUCGUCGAUUAAAACAAGUUCUUGCUGAACAAGAAAUAAAGGAAGAAGAAGAACGUUUAAAAAAAAUUCAAGUGGAACUUGAACGUGAAAAAAAUAAAAAAGUUGCUGAAGAAAAACGUGUACAGGAAGAAAAAGAUGAAUUUCGACAACGUACAAUUAUUGCACAACGUCAAAAAGAAGAAGAACAGUUUAAAGGUAAACUUGCUGCUGAAGAAACAAAACGUCAACAAGAACGUCAAGCAAAAGAAUCGGCUGAAGAUGCUCGUUUAGCUGAAAUGAAUGAACGUGAACGUCGUGAUUAUGAUUUAGCACGACGUCUUGCUUUAGAAACAGGUAGUGAAGCUGAUUUACCACAUUUACAACGAACACGCCGUCCUGUUAUUAAUCAAAAAUUUGAUUUAACGAAACAUACAUAUGCUCAACUACGUGAUCUUAUUAAUACAUCUUGUGACUUGGAAUUACUUGAAGCAUGUAAAGAAGAAUUUCAUAGACGUUUAAAAGCUUAUCAUGCAUGGAAAUCAAAAAAUCGAAAAGGAAAAAAUCCAUCGGCCGGAGAUGAUAAAAUGGAUGAAAUGGAUGAAGAACGAGCUCCAACUGAUAUUUUAAAUAAUGCACCUCCUCCAUCUGCAUCAGCUCUUAGUAAAUCAGCAUCAAGUGAAACCGUUAAAAGAGGCGCACAAGCAACGACAACACCAAGUGCUAGUUCAAAAAAAGCUAGUAGUGGGAAAACACCAGAGCAACGUUAUUUUCGUAUACCAUUUGUUCGUCCUAAUGAUCAAAAUCGCGAUACAAAUAGUGAUCAAAAAAAGAAAGGCUGGUGGUAUGCACAUUUUGAUGAUAAAUGGAUUGCUCGUCAAAUGGAGAUUCAUCCAAAUAAAGACGCAGUACUUCUUGUUGCAGGUGUUGAUGAUAUGAAUAUGUGUGAAUUAAGUUUAGAUGAAACAGGUUUAACAUCGAAAAAAGGUGCUGAAAUUCUUGAAAAAGAUUUUGAACAAGAAUGGCUCAAACAUAAUGGUCAAAAAUAUUUAAAUACGCAUUUCUCACAAGUUAGUUCGAAAUAUGUUGUUCAAUUACUUCAAAAUUAUAAAUAA